Messenger RNA from Cynara cardunculus var. scolymus (artichoke), 1189 nucleotides. RefSeq names its product transcription factor MYB80. NCBI's taxonomy places the organism in Eukaryota, Viridiplantae, Streptophyta, Magnoliopsida, Asterales, Asteraceae. The transcript has 3 exons. Bases 233 to 1189 code for a protein of 318 amino acids. The record is from RefSeq and is a predicted model, not a curated record.
GUGCACACAGAGACCAGCAAGUCUUUCUUUCAGGACAGCUUUGCAAUGCAAAGAAAGGAGCUUGACAAAAGAUUCAUGUUCAACCAAAAAACAAGACAUGAGAUUGAGAUAGCAGGCACACGUGCACCUGAAACCUCAACUUUCGUUAAGGCAGCAACCUUGUAUGAGCAGUAGAUCGACUUAACUCUGUAAACCAGCUGUUUUCAAGCAACCUUUAUAAAGGAAAAAGGAGAUGGGUCGAAUUCCAUGUUGUGAAAAGGAGAGUGUGAAGAAGGGUCAAUGGACCCCUGAAGAAGAUCACAAGCUCUCAUCCUACAUCUCCCAACAUGGGACUCGUAAUUGGCGGCUGAUUCCCAAGAAUGCAGGCCUCCAAAGAUGUGGGAAGAGCUGUAGAUUACGCUGGACUAACUACCUUCGCCCUGAUCUAAAACAUGGUCAGUUCUCCGAUGCUGAAGAACAAAUCAUCGUCAGGCUACAUUCUGUCCUAGGCAACAGGUGGUCGGUGAUCGCGGCACAGCUGCCCGGACGAACAGACAACGAUGUGAAGAACCAUUGGAACACGAAACUGAGAAAGAAGCUUUCGGGUAUGGGAAUUGAUCCCGUGACUCAUAAGCCAUACUCCCAUCUGAUGGCUGAGAUAGCCAACACUCUGGCACCACCACAGGUGGCUAACCUCGCUGAAGCAACUCUCGGCUGCUUAAAAGAUGAAAUGCUUCAUCUGCUCACCAAGAAACACAUCGAUAUUCAAUUCCAAUCCCCUGCUCCUGCACCAGCGACGGUCAAUAAUAAUAACAACAAUAAUUCAAAACAUGAAGAACACGAUGAUGAUACGAUCGAAAAGAUCAAGAUAGGGUUAUCGAGGGCGAUUAUACAGGAAUCCCCCGAGACGAGGAUGACUCCAUCGAACAAAUUGCCAUGGGAGAGCAGCAAUGGAGCAUCGUCGGCGAACUUUCCGGGGUUCCAUUACGCAUUGCCGUCGUUCGGGCAUGAAGGAGAAGGUGGGUCUCCAUGGAGUCAGAGUAUGUGUACAGGAAGCACGUGCACGGCAGGUGAGCAGCUUCAGUCGAAAAUGGGAGUAGAUGAGAAUGGGGAUGAGUGUUCAGGAGAAAAAGAUGGACGAAUUAUGUUCAGCGGGGAGUGUGAGUUGUGGGAUCUACCUUCCAAUGAUCUCAUGAAUCCUCUCGUAUAA